Mycena citricolor is the source of this 987-nucleotide messenger RNA. The record is from the annotation of a GenBank genome assembly. NCBI's taxonomy places the organism in Eukaryota, Fungi, Basidiomycota, Agaricomycetes, Agaricales, Mycenaceae.
AUGACGAAUCCUCAGCAGAAGACCCAUAAACCGAAUGGCCUUCCUCUGCUUACCUUUUGUCUGUCCCUCGCAGCGGCUUUCCUGCCUGCGAUUUGCGCGCAAAGCGACAACUCUACCACUUUCGACUGGAGCGCACUUCAAGCUACCCCGAAUCUCACCUGGGUCGACUGCUACGGCUCCAUCUUCCAGUGCACCCGCCUGCAAGUUCCUUUCCGCGCUCUGAUUGGGGGAGAGUAUGAUUUCUAUGGAUUCGAUCCUCGCGGGUUGGAUUCUCGACUCCCUCUGCGACUUUUUUCAGCGCAUCGGAGGCGCGCGCAGUGGAAUGCUGGGUCGUUCCCACCAUCGCUUAAUUCGUCCUCCGAGGCUGUCAAAAGCAAGUGGGGAGCGGCGCAAAUUUUCGGGCAGCUUGCGGGCCAGCGCGACACGACGGGGAUCUUCAAGUACAUCACGACGGACAACGUGGCGAGGGACAUGCUGUACAUCUCGCAGAAAGCGGGAUACGAGAAGCGAGUACUACGGGCUCGUACGGGACGGUUCUCGAACAAGAUCAAUCGCAUGAUCAUUGACGGUGUUGUCGAUGCUGAAGCGUGCCAACCUCACUAUCGCCGCAACAGACACGGACAAGCCCUGCAGUUUUUCUUCACGAGCUGCGUCUCAGCCGGUCCCGAAGUCUGCGCCUUUUACAAGUCCACACCCGAGACCAUCAGUGCCCGCCUAGAGAAGCUGACGAACGCGGUCCGAGCCAAGCCCGUCCCUGCGGUCACACGGCUGGCGCUCUACACGCCAUAUGCCAGCUUCCCUGUCCUCGCCCAGGGGCUCGCCAAUCCGAACACGGGACGCGUCGAUCAUAUCGGCUUGUCUGACCUCGCUGCACCGCUGUUCCAGUGCACCCCGGCGGACGAGAGUGCGGGGGACAACGGGUUGGACUCAGGGGUUGGCAUCGAGUGCGGGGAUAUGGCCGAGGUCACGGAUCCGAUCGAUCAGUGA